GUUUUCUUGUGAAAUUCCAAGGAAUGUUUUUAUGAUUCCACUAAAAGUUGGGUAUCCUUUUGUCCGGAACUUUUUGCUGUUUUAGCUUACACGUCACUCCUUGAUUGUCCACUGUUUUGCAUAAUCUAUGGCCUCGCUUUAUUCCACAAUGGUAGUAGUAUGCAGUAAGCGAGAGGAGUUCUGCUUGGAGCAAGCGAGCAUGAUGCAAUCCCUACCCAGAACGGCGGCCGCGGUGGCGGUGUAUGCGCUGGUCGCCCUUAUCGCCGCCGGCGCCGUCGCGGCAGGAGGCGGCGAGCAGCCGCUGUCGAGAAUCGCCAUCCACCGCGCCAUCGUCGAGCCCCAGCCGGGCGCCUUCGUCGACGCGUCGCCGGCUCUUCUCGGCCUGGAGGGGAAGGACAGAGAAUGGGUGACCGUCACAUACAGCAACCCAAAACCUUCGAAGGAUGACUGGAUUGGAGUCUUCUCUCCUGCUAAUUUCAAUGAUUCCAUUUGUCCAUCAGAGAACCAAUGGGUGGAGGCCCCUCUUUUAUGCACAGCUCCUAUUAAGUUCCAAUUUGCAAACUACACAAGUCGUAACUACGAACACACUGGAAAGGGAUCCUUGAGGCUGCAGCUGAUAAAUCAGAGAGAGGAUUUCUCAUUUGCAUUGUUCUCUGGAGGCCUCUUGAAUCCAAAGCUCAUUGCGCACUCAAAGAGUGUUACUUUCAUCAACCCAAAGGCUCCUGUGUACCCACGCCUAGCACAAGGAAAAUCCUGGAAUGAAAUGACAGUGACAUGGACAAGUGGCUAUUCUACCAAUGAGGCUACACCAUUUGUCAGAUGGGGCGCACAAGGACAAAUCCAAAUCCUUUCUCCUGCAGGCACCCUUACUUUUAGUCGCAACACCAUGUGUGGUUCUCCAGCAAGGACAGUUGGUUGGCGUGAUCCUGGUUUCAUACACACAAGUUUUCUCAGGGACUUAUGGCCUAAUUUCAUGUAUACAUACCAAAUUGGGCAUCGGCUAUUUAAUGGUGCUAUUGUUUGGGGACAUCAGUAUAGCUUCAAAGCACCUCCUUAUCCUGGGGAAGACUCUUUGCAACGUGUUGUGAUUUUUGGGGAUAUGGGAAAGGCCGAGGUUGAUGGUUCAAAUGAGUUCAAUGACUUUGAGCCUGGUUCACUUAACACAACGAACCAGCUAAUAAAAGACUUGAAGAAUAUUGACAUGGUUUUCCAUAUUGGGGACAUCACAUAUGCCAAUGGCUAUCUGUCACAGUGGGAUCAAUUUACUGCACAGGUUGAACCCAUUGCUUCUACUGUGCCUUACAUGGUUGGGAGCGGUAACCAUGAAAGAGAUUGGCCUGGAUCAGGGUCAUUCUAUGGGAACCUGGACUCCGGUGGCGAAUGUGGAGUACCAGCUCAAAAUAUGUUCUAUGUGCCAGCAGAAAACCGUGAGCAGUUCUGGUACUCUAUGGAUUACGGGAUGUUCCGUUUCUGCAUAGCCAACACCGAGUUGGACUGGAGGCCAGGCACAGAGCAGUACAAGUUCAUCAAGCACUGCCUGUCGUCUGUUGAUCGGCAGAAACAGCCAUGGCUCAUCUUCCUCGCGCACCGCGUCCUCGGCUACUCGUCCGCCACCUUCUACGCGGACGAAGGAACAACCGAGGAGCCCAUGGGACGGGAGAGUCUCCAAUCACUCUGGCAGAAGUACAAGGUCGACAUUGCCAUGUACGGCCACGUCCACGGCUACGAACGAACCUGCCCAGUGUAUGAGAACGUGUGCGUGGCCAAGGGGUCGGACCACUACACCGGCGCCUUCACGGCGACGACGCACGUCGUGGUCGGGGGCGGCGGCGCUAGCCUCGCCGACUACACGGCCGCCCGGGCGCGGUGGAGCCACGCGCGGGACCGCGACUUCGGCUUCGCGAAGCUGACGGCGUUCAACCACACGACGCUGCUGUUCGAGUACAAGAAGAGCCGGGACGGCAGCGUGCACGACCGCUUCACCGUCUCCCGCGACUACCGCGACGUCCUGGCCUGCGGCGUCGACAACUGCCCCAGCACCACCUUGGCGUCUUAGAGUUCAUUCAUGUUGAUUUUUUCUUAGAAGGAAAGGCAAACGCGCCCUGCCCCAUUCCAUUAGAAUGAAGCAACACGUGUUUUUAGACUUUACAGAUCAAGGUCUCUCCGACCUGGGUUGGGCAUUAUUUUUUGGAAGACAGUCUUGCUGGCAUCAAACACGGCAGUUCAGGACAGCGAAGCAAAGAAAGACAAAAACAGCGCCACCAAGAUUUAUGAGAUUAUUAGUUCGGAUUCUGUUUUUCUUCUUC
Panicum virgatum (switchgrass) is the source of this 2306-nucleotide messenger RNA. Its product is annotated as probable inactive purple acid phosphatase 1. Lineage: Eukaryota; Viridiplantae; Streptophyta; Magnoliopsida; Poales; Poaceae. Bases 128 to 2056 code for a protein of 642 amino acids. The record is from RefSeq and is a predicted model, not a curated record. The transcript has 12 exons. Gene Ontology annotation, molecular function: acid phosphatase activity; metal ion binding.